Ceutorhynchus assimilis (cabbage seed weevil) is the source of this 1857-nucleotide messenger RNA. NCBI's taxonomy places the organism in Eukaryota, Metazoa, Arthropoda, Insecta, Coleoptera, Curculionidae. The record is from the annotation of a GenBank genome assembly.
CCAAGUUGACCUCACAAAAUACUCAUUGUCAUUCACUUACCGAUAACCACCAUAAACUCAAUGAUAACCUUCUCCAACCUUCUCUUUCUCUGGUGAUGAUGAUGACGGCUACAAACUAUCAAAAGUUUUACAAAAAAUUAUGUUCUCUCCUCGUUUGCCGGUAGACUGGCUCGGACGUUUUUAAGUAGAUUUCCAGUAGAGGUCUUUUUUUCAAUCCUCCUUUAACGUCAUACCAGUCGGGUUCGGAUGUUUAUUGUCACGAUUGUGCAACAAUGUUACAUAAAUGAUGAUAUUUUUGAAGAACAAACAUUAAUCUAUAGUGAUUGUGAUACUUUAUUGAGCAUAAUAAUUAAAUAAUUAUUAGGUUUGGGGAUUUAAGUAGUACGCACUUUGUGUUUCCUCUAGAACGUUUAAAUGUUGGGUUUGACAUGGAUAAUACCAGAUUGACUGCCGUAGUAAUGAUGAUUAUUUAUUGUUUUCUUAAAUGCAUCAAUGCUUCUCCACUAGACAACGAAGAUAUAAACGAAGAAGACACGACUCCAAUCUGCAUAAACCAAAUGGGAAAAAAACUCCACUACAUUCCUCAAGGACAAUUUUCCAUUAUCAGCGCAAAUUUCGCUUACAACGUCAUCGAAGAACUACCUCCAUACGUUUUCUAUAAAAAUUUGUACAAGAAUUUGGAAAUUCUCGUAUUAAGCCACAAUAGGAUCUCCAACAUAGAUGCAGAAGCUUUUCGAGAAUUAAGACAAUUGAGAAAAGUGGACUUGUCUAGUAAUAACAUCACUCAUCUAGAGGCGAAUGUUUUUAGGCAAAGUCAUAGACUGGAAAGGGUGGAUUUGAGCUUCAACAACAUAAUCACAGAUCCAGAAAAACCUUUAUUCAAGUCCCAAUCUGUACAAACUUUAAUAUUAGCCUACAACCAAAUAGUCAAUGUGUACGAUAUAACUUUUGCAAGGCUACCAAAUUUGCAAAUCCUCUUCUUGGACAAUAACCUAUUAUUUUACUUAUCGCCGAACUGUUUCGUACAUUUACGGCAUCUUCAGUACGUGUCCUUGAGCAAUACAAACGUUUUUAAAUUAACAAAUAGUAUGUUUAAAACGAUACCGAGAUUAAUGGAUUUAAGUGAAACACCUUUGGCUAAAAAAUUCGAGCCACCUUUGAGGAAAGUGAGAAGUGGUCAGUUGGUGAAGCUUAUGGAUAUUGAAGAAUAUAUUUCAGAUCUAGAUGAUAGUUAAGCGUGAAUCUGUGAUUAGUUGAAUAUUUUUAAAAUAGAAAUUGAGACUGCACAUAAUAUUUUUAAGUGUAGGUUAAUUUUAAAUUUGAUGCUUUUUGGAUUCAAAUAAGUCGCGUUUUUUUUUUUUUUUUGAUGAAAAGCAUAGCCAAAGAGUAAAAAAGAUUUCUACAAAACCUUGGUCAAUUUUUAAAGAAAACUGGAGGAUAUUUUAUUUAUUUAUUUAUAACUUUUCUCAACUCAACCAAAGUGACAAGUUGAAUGCCUUAUAUCGUUCAAUUUUCUAUAAAAAAAAAUAAAAAAUCCAAGAUAUUGUGAAGAUUUAACUUUUGGUGAGUGUCUUUAUUAUUUUAACCUAGAAAUAAAUUUGAUGAAUGUUGCUUCCACAAGGACUAUUCGUAUAAUUGUUUUGGUAUAACGACUGAAAAACUAGUUUCUCUUCUUGUAGAAGAAUUUUUGUUUAAUUAUAAUUAUUUCAUGCUCAUAUCCAUAUAUUAUAUACAACUUUUAUAUGUUGUUGAAAGUAUUAUUAUUUUAUUGAUGGCUUUUUUAUGUUUAUUUUGUUUUCUAUUAUUUAUAAUUUAUUUGUUGUUGAAUAAUUGAAAUAAAUAUUAUUACAAUAUGGA